Cicer arietinum (chickpea) is the source of this 414-nucleotide messenger RNA. RefSeq names its product small ribosomal subunit protein eS28. Gene Ontology annotation, cellular component: cytosolic small ribosomal subunit; ribosome. The record is from RefSeq and is a predicted model, not a curated record. Lineage: Eukaryota; Viridiplantae; Streptophyta; Magnoliopsida; Fabales; Fabaceae. Gene Ontology annotation, molecular function: structural constituent of ribosome. Gene Ontology annotation, biological process: ribosomal small subunit assembly; maturation of SSU-rRNA; translation.
CAGGAUGGAGUCGCAGAUUAAGCAUGCUGUUGUAGUGAAGGUUAUGGGUCGUACUGGAUCUAGAGGACAGGUUACUCAAGUUAGAGUGAAGUUUUUGGAUGAUCAGAAUCGUCACAUCAUGAGGAAUGUUAAAGGACCAGUUAGAGAAGGUGACAUUCUCACCUUGCUUGAGUCUGAGAGAGAAGCUAGAAGACUUCGCUAGAAGAGUAAUUGGGUUCCACUUUUAAUUAACUAUUGUUUGUUUAUGAUAAAUCUGUGUUUAAUUAUAUUAUCAUCUAUGCUUUUGUUUUGUUGAGUUCUUCGAGUAAAAUCGUUCAAUCACUCUGUAUUAUGUUUUGCAUGCCUUCAUUGCUGUAUUGAAACAUAUUUAUUUCUUAUUUUGACAUAUUUAUUGCAAAUACUUUUCAUAUGAAA